Molecule: messenger RNA, 1027 nt
Organism: Pseudopodoces humilis (Tibetan ground-tit)
Lineage: Eukaryota; Metazoa; Chordata; Aves; Passeriformes; Paridae
Gene: ACER1
Product: alkaline ceramidase 1
Biological process (GO): sphingosine biosynthetic process; ceramide catabolic process
Cellular component (GO): endoplasmic reticulum; membrane
Molecular function (GO): N-acylsphingosine amidohydrolase activity
Source: RefSeq, a predicted model, not a curated record
CUGCAUGGAAGGGAGAGAGGAACUGUUGUGCAGUAGGAUGUGUGUUGGGAAGAGGAUGAGUCCUUGGUAGCCGGGUGCCUGACGAUGCCGAGCAUAUUUUCCUACCAGAGUGCCGAGGUGGAUUGGUGUGAGAGCAACUUCGAGCGCUCGGCGGUGAUUGCUGAGUACUACAACACCAUCAGCAAUGUCAGCUUCUUCAUGCUGUCUCCUGCACUGCUGUACCUGAACCGGCAGUACUGCCAGAAGAAGGCUGUGCCCCUCUACUUUAUCUCAGGGCUGCUCAUCCUCGUAGGUGUCUUCUCCAUGUACUUCCACAUGACCCUGAGCUACGUGGGACAGCUCUUGGAUGAGCUCUCCAUCCUCUGGACGCUGGCUGUGGCUUACUCCUUCUGGUACCCACAGGCUUACUUCCCCAAGUGCAUCAAGACCAGGAGGCAUUUCUUCUGGCUGACUGGUAUCACCACCGUGAUCAGCACCUUCAUGUCCUUCAUCAAGCCGACCCUCAAUGCCUACGCGCUCAACUGCAUCGCCUUCCACCUGCUGUACCUCACCUGGCGGGAGCUCAAGAAGUGCAAUGACAAACGGGUUCACCGGAUGGCCGCGGUCAUGGUCAUGUGGUGGGCACUGGCCAUCACCAGCUGGAUCAGUGACCGGUGGCUCUGCUGGCUCUGGCAGGCCAUCAACUUCCCCUACUUCCACAGCUUCUGGCACGUGCUGAUAGCCCUGUCCCUGCUGUACUGCUGCCCACUGGUCAUCUACUUCGACGUCAGCUACGAGAUGCCCUCGUUCAAGCCAAAGCUGGAAUACUGGCCCAGCGACUCAUGGCCUGUUGUGGUGCCCUACGUCACCCUGGAGGAACCCCACAAGCAGUGCUAGAGCUGGGUGCCCUCAGGCCUCCCUGGGGCAUGGGGCUUGUGAUGCUCACAUGGGGAACAUCUCAGUUGUGUUCCUCCUGUUCCUCAGGAAGGGACAGAGUGGUAGCAGAGGGGGCAGGGAGCAGCUGAGGCCUCAUGAUGCUGGGCAUGAA